Molecule: messenger RNA, 763 nt
Organism: Cylas formicarius (sweet potato weevil)
Lineage: Eukaryota; Metazoa; Arthropoda; Insecta; Coleoptera; Brentidae
Gene: RpL19
Product: large ribosomal subunit protein eL19
Exons: 4
Coding region: 121-720 (199 amino acids)
Biological process (GO): translation
Cellular component (GO): ribosome; cytosolic large ribosomal subunit
Molecular function (GO): RNA binding; structural constituent of ribosome
Source: RefSeq, a predicted model, not a curated record
AAAUAAUUUGGUGGCUAACAUAUUUUCACCUUACCAAAACGCUGGUUGGCAUCAUUGUCAAACUGUCAAUUAAAGUACAAUCCUUCUUUCUGCUGAGCACGUUGCGGAGUGCAUCAGAAAAUGAGUUCUUUAAAGCUCCAGAAGAGGCUUGCAGCCUCUGUUAUGCGAUGUGGAAAGAAAAAGGUGUGGCUGGAUCCAAACGAAAUAAAUGAAAUUGCCAACACUAAUUCGAGACAAAAUAUUCGCAAGUUGAUUAAGGAUGGUUUGAUUAUUAAGAAACCUGUAGCUGUUCACUCUCGUGCCCGGGUUCGCAAAAACACCGAAGCGCGCAGAAAGGGAAGACAUUGCGGCUUUGGUAAGAGGAAAGGUACUGCUAAUGCCCGUAUGCCACAAAAGGAGUUAUGGAUUCAGCGUAUGCGUGUCUUGAGAAGAUUGUUGAAAAAAUAUCGUGAAGCCAAGAAAAUUGACAGGCACCUGUACCAUUCAUUGUACAUGAAAGCUAAGGGUAACGUAUUCAAAAACAAGAGGGUACUCAUGGAGUACAUCCACAAGAAAAAGGCAGAGAAGGCUCGCACCAAGAUGUUGCAAGAUCAGGCGAAUGCACGGAGGCAGAAGGUUAAACAAGCCAGGGAAAGGAGAGAAGAGCGCAUUGCUACCAAGAAGCAGGAGGUUCUACAGAACUAUCAGCGCGAAGAUGAAGCUGCUGCUACUAAGAAAUAAACUGUUUAUUAUGUAUUAUUCUUAAUAAAAUAGUUUAUAAAAC